CAGCAGGGAUGAUGCUGCCUUGGAUCCAUAUUACCUUGCUAGCAGGUUGCAAGCUAACUGAAUACAGGCAGUACAGUGCGGCUACACGGGGAUGUCCCACCCUUUUUAAUACAAGCUGAGUAUUCCGAGGUUUUUAACGGCUCUACACAAGCAGGACUAACCUCCAAACUUUAGCGAAAUGACGACGCGGUCGGAGAGAGAAAAAGCCCAGAAACUGAAUGAACAGCAUCAGGCCAUUCUGUCUAAACUGCUGAGAGAAGAAGACAACAAGUACUGUGCUGACUGUGAGGCAAAAGGACCUCGAUGGGCGUCAUGGAACCUUGGGGUCUUCAUGUGUAUCCGCUGUGCUGGCAUCCACCGCAACCUGGGCGUCCACAUCUCCAGAGUCAAAUCUGUCAAUCUGGACCAGUGGACAUCUGAGCAGAUCCAGAGUAUGGUGGACAUGGGCAACACCAGGGCUAGACAGCUGUAUGAAGCCCACCUACCAGAGUCCUUCAGACGACCUCAGACAGACCAAGCAGUCGAGGUCUUCAUCCGGGAUAAGUACGAGAGGAAAAAGUACUUCGACAAGGAGGCCCUGGCCACAGCUCCACAGAAGUCAUCUGAGGCUGCUCCUCCCUCCACCUCACCAUCCUCCCAGCCUGACAGGAGCAGACAGGAGAAGGAGCGUGAAAAGAAAAAAGAGGAGAAGAAGAAAGAGAAGGACAUUGAUAAAGUGGAGAGGCACAACAACACAAAGCAGUCAGAGUGCAGAGCCAGUCCCAAGAAAAGCACAGAGCCAGCUGUGGACCUGCUGGGCCUGGAUGCUCCAGAGGGUGGUGGGAAGAGCCCUGGCAGCGCUGCACCGAUCAGCGAUGAACUGGACAUCUUUGGACCAAUGGUCUCCAACCCUCUCCCUUCAGCCAACAACACGCAGCAGGCUCAGUCUGGUUCCAGUAUAGCACCUCAGCAGGCAGACCCCUCCACCUCCUGCUCUGCCUCCUCCUCUACCUCCACCACUACCACCACGAAGGCGGAGGAGAAGAAGCUUUUAUCUAAAGACUCCAUCCUGUCUCUGUAUGCCAGCAGCUCAGUGGGCAAUCAGCCACAGAGCCAGCAACAGCCUGCUCCAGGACAAGCAGGUAUGUACAUGGGCCAGCCUCAGAUGCAGUUCACUCCACAGGGUUUCACCCCUGGAAUGGGCGGAGCCGUCCCGCCCACCACCAUGAUGGGUGGAGGGGCCAUGAUGUCAGGCAUGGCUCUGCCCAACGGAGGCUACAUGGGCAUGCAGCAGCAGGGCGUGAUGCCAGCCAACCAAGGACAGAACAUGUACAAUAUGCAGCAGGGACAACAGCAAGGACAGUGGAAUAUGAACCAGAUGACCCAGCAGAUGUCAGGCAUGGCUGUGAGCGGUGGAGGGCCGACGUCAGGCACUUUAAGCCAGGCGGGCGCCCCCACGGCCGGAUGGCCCGCAGCUCCACCGGCAGCUUCUGGCCAGACCCUCAGCACUCAGCUGUGGAAGUGAUGAGGAAGGGGUGGUCCAGAGGAUGAGUGGGGGGGUGGGGGGAUAUGGGGAAGUCACACAGCAACAAAAAUUUGCCUCCAACCCACCCAUCUCCUCACAGCUCUGAGUAAGAAACGCACAGCGGGGGGCAGUGUGAUUGCCCUAAAUCCCCCUCACAAACCCUUCUCACCCUCACCGCCGUUACUUUAAAGGCGUUUGAUGACAUCUCACUGGACGAAAUGGGAAAAAAAGAGAGAAAGACUGGCAGCUGUCAUGUCCUGUCUUUAUUCAAAUUUCCUCUUCUUCUUUGAUUUCCUUUUGUUGUUGAUGUCUGAAGAAAGAGACAAAAACAGCAUAACAAAAAAGAAAGCUGCUGGACCAAUAACUUCAAGUCCUGUCAUAGUAAUAUUAUAUUACCAAAUUGGAUAGUUUGUGAAUAGUCUUUCAAUACGUACAAUAGAUAUGGCUAUCUUGUGGUUGGUUUAUGCUACCCUGUCAUCACCCCUCCCUCUGCUGUGUAAAUUGUAACCCUUCCUUUCCUCUCUCUCUCCCUCCUCUCUGUAGGGCAAGCAGAGCCUCGUAGCAGAUAAUCGUCUGAGCAGUACUGUAUCUAUGUGAAUAUGAUGUGAAACCCCCACUUUUUCAGAGCCAUAGGAGAGAGGUUGAUGCUUUGACUCUCAACAGCUUUGGUUUGAGUUUUAUUCAUCACAUGGCACUCUGUGGGGGGAGGUGGGAGAUCUGGUGAUAAGCUUCUCCCUUUUACUUAAAAGCAUCCUGUGAAAUUUAGUGUUGCUAAACACCAUAUGGUUUGACUGACAUGAGUAUGACGCUGCUUAUACAGUAGGUGUUAUUUUGCACAUCUUCACUAAGUCAUUGUCCCACAAUUUGAUCAUUUCUCACAAAGAAUUCUAAAACAUUCAGAGUAUUAAGUCAGUCAUUGUCUCAUUGCCACCACUUUAGGUAGAGUUUUUGGUUCCCACAGCAGCCAGUAAAGGUCAUAUACACCAGUGGUUUCUAACCUCAGGGCUGGGUCACAAGAUAAAACUCAAAGGUUGCAAGAUCAUCAGGAAAAAAGACCUACAUGUGCAAGAAAGUUGAGCCAAAAUAAACAAAAUAACUGCACUACCUGCAGGGCUGCCAUUGUUAAAAAUAUUCUUAAGUUUAGCCAAUAUAGCUAAGUACUGACAGCACCAUAUUCUCCAACUGAAAGAAUAGUUCCACAUUUUGGGAAAUACCUGUCUUUACUGUUAAUCGAUACCAUUUUCAUAUCUGUCUGCUAUCGAAUUGGUUACGGGAAGUGAUUAGCCUAGCUUAGCAUAAAGACUGGAGGCAGGGGGAAACACAUAGCCUUGCUCUGUCCAAAGUAUAAAAAUAUACCUACUAGCUCUAAGGCUCACUAAUUAACCCAUUAUACCUUACUUGUACAAUUAAACAUCUGCACACAAAAGACACUCUGGACUCUUCCAGUUUUUUUGCCAAACUGAGUUAAUUGUCUUCCGACUAGCUCCAUACACAGACAUCAGAUACACAUUCAGUUAAAUAAUCAGUUUCAGCACAGACUGAGACAGACCAUUUAGUAUUUCAUCUGCUUUCACUGUUUGUGUUUCUUUUGUUUCAUUAGCCUCAUAUCACCAAAUAGCUAGCUACUGGACUACAUGGCAAAGAAGGACAAACCAAAAAAAUAACUGCUGUUCACUCCACUCCCAUAUCUUGAAAAGCACAAAUCAGUGUGUAGAGUCUUUUUUAAGUCUGACCCUUUUGUAAAUGCAACUGCUAGAUUUGGUCCAGGAUAAGAAGUGCUAGCUGGUCAUCCAACAGCCACAACAGUCCUGAGAUCUCCAGUAUUCACAUCACUGAAAGGUUGAGAACCACUGGUGUAUAUAGUCACUAUAGUCACUGCUCUGAAUGUGACAACACCGUCUGGCCAGUUACCCAGUAUCAGUACUUUUAUCAGGAGAUGAUUACAUCCAACCCUGUUUCUCAAACUGCGAGCUGGUUAAAAACAACCCAAAACUCCAAAUGUCAAGGAUUUCCUUUAAGUUUCAAUAAUUGCUGGGUGGCCCCUGGGUCCCCUGGGUGUCUUUGUAGCCUUGCUGUGAUGUUUUGAAGUGUUUUAAAACCAAACGAGCUGGGUUCAGUGGAACACGGGCUCUGACCCAGUUAAGACAGUUCCUUGUUGUUGAAAUGAGCCGUUCCUGUCUGUGUUCCCCAGGGCAAAUUAAAGUGCUACUGCAAUCACAGCGGUUUGUCUUUUCUGCACUUUAAAUAGCAGAGCAGGUACUGUAUCUCUCACUGGGCUGUCAUUUCGCCUCUAGGAUCGUUGUCAGGGAACAGCAGAGAUAAAGGAACUGUCAGUUCACUUCCAACUGCAGGGUAGGAAAUCCUCCUAACUUUUUUAUAUUCUUCUCAAAACUGGACCAGUGUGACACCCAAAAUGUUUCUCCUUCCAUAUAUGAUGCUAUAAUCGUAUGUUCUGCCAUCCACCAUCUUUAUUGUGGUGUUUUGUUGUGUGCAGUACAAGAGAAGCAGAGUUAGCAAAUAAAGCAAAUAAACCUGGACGACCAAUCAGAGGGCUAGACUGGCAGGACAAGGACAUUACGGAGGAACAGGACUGGACAGUGCCAGAGAAAGAGGACCUGUAUGAAAACACUGGAUGGGUCCCAUCAUCACUGUCCAGUCCUUGUUUAUUGAGAGUCAGAACAGAGGAGCAAGAGAAAUGAACAGAACACACGUAUGCACACAGAGCUACGAUCACACUGCCGAACGCCAACGCAGAGAUUCAUGUCCAUACACAGGGUCCUUCUGUCAUGCAAUAACUGUAGCAUUCUGUUACACGUGUGGUCAGUGUGAACGACACAGAAACAUAUUCAAUAACUCUAAUGUCCUCCAGGUUUAUUUCCAAUGUGUUUACAUUUUCUGGUGCCUAGUACAGAGAAAAAAAAAAAAGUGGUUUCCGUGCAUUUAAACAAUAAAUAGCAAGAAUUUUUUUCUGUGUUCAUCUUUGUCCAAUGACUGUUUUAACUAUAUAAAUACUGUUUUUUGGGAGUUUUGUUUGCUCCUUUUUUUUCUGUUCAAAGUUUUACAAGGGGGUCAUUUGGAAUAAAGGCUGUUGAAUCAUGUAUUUAA
This is a messenger RNA of Lates calcarifer (barramundi perch), 4609 nucleotides long. RefSeq names its product small ArfGAP 1 (gene smap1). The transcript is spliced from 11 exons. Lineage: Eukaryota; Metazoa; Chordata; Actinopteri; Centropomidae. Bases 179 to 1504 code for a protein of 441 amino acids. Gene Ontology annotation, biological process: regulation of clathrin-dependent endocytosis. Gene Ontology annotation, molecular function: GTPase activator activity; metal ion binding. The record is from RefSeq and is a predicted model, not a curated record.